Melospiza georgiana is the source of this 1266-nucleotide messenger RNA. Its product is annotated as complement receptor type 2-like. NCBI's taxonomy places the organism in Eukaryota, Metazoa, Chordata, Aves, Passeriformes, Passerellidae. The coding region runs from base 1 to 1266 and encodes 421 amino acids. The record is from RefSeq and is a predicted model, not a curated record. The transcript is spliced from 8 exons.
AUGGGGACUCAGGAGGCUCAAUGUCCCAUCCCUACCAUCGCCCACGGGCACCUGAGCUCUGCAGAGAACUUCACCUUCGGCAGCACAGCCACGCUGCAGUGUGACCCCGGCUUCGUGGGCACUGCCAGCACUGCACGCUGCACACCCACGGGCAGGUGGUACCCACGGGUGCCCUCCUGCAUCCCAGGGCAGUGUCGCCACCCUCCCUCUGUGGAGUUCGCCGAUUCCCAGCCCCGGCGGGAGUUCCCUGUUGGCACCACGCUGUCCUACUCGUGCAGAAGCGGCUUCUCCCCCAUCCCCGGGGUGUCCCCAACCAUCACCUGUCUCCAGAACUUCUCGUGGUCCGCGGUGCCCCGGCUGUGCCAGAAGGUGCAGUGUCCCCGCCCGGCCAUCCCCCACGGGACAGAGACCAGCCCCAGCAGAGCUGAGUACACCUUUGGGCAGCAGGUGGAGUUCCAGUGUGACCAUGGCUUCAUGCUCCGGGGCAAUGACAGGGUGCAGUGCUCCUCUGAUGGCAUUUGGAGACCCCCUGUGCCCCACUGUGACAGAGUCUGUGGUCCCCCUCCCAAAAUCACCAACGGGCAGCACUCGGGCAUGGGGUUCACCCGGUUCACCUACGGCUCUGAAGUGAAGUACAGCUGUGCAGAGGGGCUGUCCCUCAUCGGGCACAAAUCCCUCUACUGCACCUCCGAGGAUGGGGAGAACCUGACCUGGAGCGGGCCUGCCCCCGAGUGCAGGGUGGUUCGGUGCCCCAAGCCCGUGGUGGAGAGGGGAAGGAUGACCCCACAGAUGUUCACCUUUCCCUAUGGGCUGCUCCUGCACUUCUCCUGUGAGGAAGGCUUUGGUCUGCGUGGUGCUGCCCAGACUCAGUGCCAGGCUGAUGGCACCUGGGACCCCCCUGUGCCCACCUGCCAGCCAGUCCUGUGUCCAGAACCACGAGUGCCCUUUGCAAAGGUGAAAAGCCCUUUGGGUGAGCAAAGGUGGUACCAGACCAACGAGACUGUCACCUUGGAGUGCCUUCCUGGCUACCAGUUCCCAGACAAUGGAAUGAUGGAAAAUGCCUGCACAGCCACGUGCUUGCCUGAUGGCAGCUGGACACCACUGCCCAAGUGUAUGAAAGAAGGUGAUGCUGAUGUGUGUCAAGAGGUUCAUUACAUUAAAUCGGCCUUUGAAUGUGGUGUGCCUGUGGAAAAAGUGAAAAGUCUGCUGGAAAUCCAGAAACUGUUCCUGGAGAUUAAAAAAUUACAGAUGGAACUAGAGAACUGA